CUGCUCUCAUUCCAUCAGGUCCUCCCCAACACUCUCGCCUCCUUCAGCAGAGGGAGAGGAUCAGAGGGAGAGGAGAAGUGACGGGAGCGCAACAUCAGCACCACUGACAGGCGUCUCUCUCACUCAGAGGGACGCAAGGAGGUGGGGGGGGAGAAGAAGUGAGAAGUUAGGAGCAGUGAGGAGGAGUUGGGAGUCAGAUCAGGAGCAUCUUUUUUUCCUCUUUUUUUUUCUUGGCUGUAAAACCCUGCCUGGCUCCUAUCUUCUUUCUCUUUUCUCCUCCUCCUCCUUGUCUUCCUUUGCUCCUCUUCUCCUCCCGACUCUCCUCCCAGCUCCGCCGUGGGGUCUCAGCUCUCCAUCUCCCUCCCCCCCUCCCUGUCUCCCUAUCUCCCCCGGGCGCUGCUGGGAGCCUCCAGGCUGCUGCGCCGCAGGAGGAUGUCUCGCAGGGAGUCUCCGCCGCUGCCUCCGCCGCCUCCACAGCUGCUGGGAGGGCAGAGGGGGGAGUGCGAGGACCGUCCGGAGCGAGCUGAGCCGCUGUCUGAUGCUGAGAGGGAGAUCAUCCAGGACACAUGGGGACACGUCUACAAGAACUGUGAGGAUGUGGGGGUUUCUGUGCUCAUACGGUUCUUUGUGAACUUCCCCUCCGCUAAGCAGUAUUUCAGCCAGUUUCGAGAAAUGGAAGAUCUCGAGGAGAUGGAGCAAAGCAGCCAGCUCCGACAGCACGCCUGCAGGGUGAUGAACGCCAUCAACACCGUGGUGGAGAACCUCAACGACCCGGAGAAGGUGUCAUCGGUGCUGGCCCUGGUGGGGAAGGCCCACGCUCUCAAACACAAAGUGGAACCCAUUUACUUCAAGAUCCUGUGCGGCGUGAUUCUGGAGGUUCUGUCUGAAGAUUUCCCAGAAUGCUUCACGGCUGAGGUGCAGGUGGUGUGGACCAAACURAUGGGGGCGCUGUACUGGCACGUGACGGGGGCCUACACAGAGGUGGGCUGGCUCCAGGUCUCCAGCUCAGCAGUGUGAAGGAAAAGAAAAAAAGGUGGAGAAGUUAUGAAUACAGAGAGGAAGUAGAUCGAUGUUUUGGUCGGAUGCAUCUAAUUAACGCAUWACUUCGGUCUGCGGAUCAGUUGGACACCAAAUGUCGUAGCUAGACGUCAGCUUCCUCGUUUUAGCUUUUGUACGUGGUGUUUUGAUAAGUGUUUUAGCAACAAGAGGCUGUUCUUUCUAAUGCUGACAAUACCACUCUUUUCUCUGAGGUUUCUGUUGCUGAUAGAAGCGUGCAAAUCUUCACUUCACGCACGAUCGAGUUCUUCUUGAUUUUAAAGAGCCGUCGAGAAACUAAAGCAAACAACUCCAAAGGUUUUCAGCUGAUGACCAACCCACCUUCAGCUCCACCGUCAAUCACGCUAAGCUUUUUAAUUUAGCCUUUUUACAAUGAAAAUAGUUGCAAACAUAAAAUUCUUAAGUGUUUUUUUCCAGCACUGAUUUCAAAGGUGAGCUAAUGAGGGUCCUAAUUUCUUUCUUUUUUUUGUGGUUAUUUUAAAUGUUAAAAAGCAAAACUGCAUAAACUACAUGUUCACUUUUCUGAGACAGUGAAAUUAUUAUUGUGCAGUAACUAGUUGUUUUAUUACGGGAACCUGUGUUAAGUCAGAGAAAGAAGUAAAAAUAUAAAAAAUGUUUAAGCAUGAGUCAGUCCAGCUGACAUGCAAUUAAAUGUAUUAAGGAAGCUGCAGAUUGUUAGGAGGCCAAAUGCAACAUUAUUUGUUUUAUUAGGGAAUUCUCCUCUCUAAACACUUUGUCGACUAUAGACUCCUGCUCACAGCUGUUUGAAGUGRUCUUUCUUUAAUAAAUCAUAUAGAAAACACAUGUAACAGUGAUGAAGAGUGCACAUUUUACUGCAUGCAACACAGAAACACUGAUUUCUGUUCAUGUGUGUCAAACAUGCAUGAAACUGAACAAAAAUAUCAAUUUUAUUCAAGCUUCAAYUUGUUGCUUCAUUACAAUGAUUGUAAACAGCACAAAAAGUGAUAACAUUUUAGCUUGGCAGAUUAUAUAUUUUUUGCUACAAUGCUUCUUGGCAAUACAUCCUAUCAAAAAAAAGAGUCAAUAGAGACAGCAAAAAAAAGCAGUUUGCUCAUCCUACAAAUGCAUGUUCCUUACAAAUGUGGCACUAUUUAAAAGGGAACUUAAUAGAGAUUCAUUAUCAAGAAGCAUUGAUACAAUAAAGAAAWAAACACAAAUGUCCUUGCUGUUUGUACUGAGUUUAUAUAUUUAAUGUACAGAACAUGAGCUAAAGUGUUGGUUUAGUUCCUUUGAGGUGCGGCUUCUGUGUAGGACCUUUGAGUURAAAGCGUCUCACCUGCAGUAGAUAGCAAAAUGAAGCCAACAGAUUCUCAGAAGGAAUCCCAGUUUGUCUARAACAAGUUAAACCUUCAUGGCUUCACAUCGCUUUUAUGUUAAACCAUUUCUCUGACUGUAAAAUUGCAUUCAGUAAGAUCAAGAACACCUCACAGAUAAAUAGAAAUUAUGGAGGUCAUAAUCACUUUAUUUAAUCUUGAAUAGCUAGAGGAAAUUAAAAAUUUGCAACAAAGAAAAGCUUCAGAUUCUGGAAGAUCAAAUUGUCUGACCAGUAGAGGGAUCGCCACUUUUCUUUUCUUUCUUUCUUUCUUUCUUUCUUUCUUUCUUUCUUUCUUUCUUUCUUUCUUUCUUUCUUUCU
Messenger RNA from Austrofundulus limnaeus, 2710 nucleotides. RefSeq names its product cytoglobin-2. Gene Ontology annotation, molecular function: iron ion binding; oxygen binding; oxidoreductase activity. The transcript has 3 exons. Bases 433 to 1017 code for a protein of 194 amino acids. The record is from RefSeq and is a predicted model, not a curated record. Gene Ontology annotation, biological process: oxygen transport. Lineage: Eukaryota; Metazoa; Chordata; Actinopteri; Cyprinodontiformes; Rivulidae.